Molecule: messenger RNA, 2849 nt
Organism: Miniopterus natalensis
Lineage: Eukaryota; Metazoa; Chordata; Mammalia; Chiroptera; Miniopteridae
Source: RefSeq, a predicted model, not a curated record
CUCCCAGUCUGGACAGCAGCUAGGUGGGCGACAUGUCUGCUGUGGGUGGGGGGAAGCGUGGGGACACGGCGGGAGAAGGCGGCCCCUUCAACUUCAGCCCGGAGCCCACGCUGGAGGACAUCCGCCGCCUCCAUGCUGAAUUUGCUGCUGAAAGAGACUGGGGCCAGUUCCACCAGCCUCGGAACCUCCUCCUGGCCUUGGUGGGGGAAGUGGGGGAGCUGGCAGAGCUCUUUCAGUGGAAGCCUGAUGAGGAGCCUGGUCCCCAAGCCUGGCCCCCUAAGGAACGGGCAGCUCUUCAAGAGGAGCUUAGUGAUGUUCUCAUCUACCUGGUAGCAUUAGCAGCCCGCUGCCAUGUGGAUCUUCCGCAAGCAGUGCUCUCCAAGAUGGACACCAACCGGCGACGCUACCCAGCACACCUGUCCCGUGGCUCUUCCCGAAAGUAUACAGACCUGCCCCAUGAGGCCACCUCUGAAGACCAGACUGGGGGAACUGCAGACCUUGCCUGUGAGUCCUCAGGUCAGGCCUAGAAAAUGAGCCCAGGAUCUGCAGUCAGCAUGGCAUCUGAGAACAGACAGGGGCCUGGCCAUGGAACCUCAUUCUAGUUCUUUCCUAACAGAUCACCUGCCUGGGGUGCUCACUUCCUGAGGUGUGAGGCUCAAGAACCUCUGGAACACAGCCUCUUGGUAUCUUUCUUUCUCAAUAAAUGUUUUGUUUAGGAACCUCUAGAUUCUUUCUGGGGUGGCUGGUAGAGGCCGUCUCAACAGGUGCUAAAGAGGGGCACCAGGGUUGCUUCUGAGCCCACCUCCCUUGUUUCUCUAUUGUAGCUCCCAGCUGCAGGGCAGAGAUCUGAUUUCUAGCAGGUUCCCUGAGGGAUCUCCUGCAAGUUUCCUUCCCCUUUUGAGGCCUCUAACAGAUUGGAGGCUGUACAUAGCGUUAAGAGCCCAGAUUUUGGAGCCAGACCAUCAGGGAUCAAAUGCCAUCUUUCGUUCUUAUCGGAUGAUGUCCAUCUGUUUCCUUAUCUAAAAUGAAAAUAAUAGUAUCUGCCUGAUAGGGUUGUAAAGUUUAAGUGAGUUAUUACUGUCAAUAGAGUGCUUAGGACAGAAGAACUAGAACUUUGUUAAGUUUGCAGUGAUUAUCUGUCUUUUCAACUCAAAAUUUUCAGAGGCCAAGAGCAGGAAAUGUCAACAGUUAAGGUAAGCCUGGGUCCUCCUGGACUGAGCCUCAGACCCCAGCACAAGCUGGGGUCAGGAUGGGGAGCAGAACAGGGCUUCCACUUGGGCUUGGGCCUCUGGCCCCCUGCCCUGCCCUCCCAAGAUCAAUUUCUUGUCCCACCUCUAUACCUGAGGACAGCGUUAGGUGCGUAUGACUUACCCGUUGUGAUGCCAGGCACAUAACUUACUUUCCGGAGAUGCUCGGGGCCUGCCUCCUCCAUAGGGUGGGGUAAUAACGGCAAAGGACCAGUCAGUUACUUUUGCUGCCCUCAUCCUGCGUCCACAUCAGUAAAAUGAGGCGCCCCCCCUUGACUGGCCUCAUUCCUGUUAGUGGCCUUAUCCCUCUACCAGGGACCUCUCUUGCUUCCCAGGUAGAACAAUCCAGAUUGGAACUGCUUCAGCUUUGUAAUCCCAAACCCACCCUGCUCCCUACCAGUGAGAGUUGGAGCCUUAUCCUUAGGUCUGAUUUUAUUCCCUCCCCUUGAUUAGUUAUCUCCUCUCCAUAUAACCAACUUCUCUCCCUUUCCAUUAGCCCUCCCACUAGCACGAAAAUGGAGUCUUCUCCCUAUAGAUAAAACCGACAGACUUUCUCCAGCUACUUCCCUCAUACUGUUCAUGGCCAGGCCUCCUGAAAAGGGUUGUCUUCACCCACCCACUCCUUCCGUUUGUAUCCUAACCCACUCAAGGCUGGAUUUCACCCCUCUCUCCAACUGAAACUGCUCACCACUACCCCAAACUCCUACAACCAGUGGACACCAGAGCAGAAGCUGACUGAGCUGACCACUCCCUCUGUGAAACAUUCCUCUAGUAUUCCAAACAAGGCAUUUUAAAUUUAUCUUUAUUUCGAAUGUAUUACAGAUAUCCCCUUCCCCCCCCCAUUGAUCCCCUCCACCCUGCAUCUGCCCUGCCCCCUCCACACCACACAAGACAUUUUUGGUCUCCUACCUCUGGCUGUUCUUUCAUACGUUCUUCUGGAUGAGGUCUCAGGCACUCCAGACCUGAUAUCCCCAAGCUUUUAUUUCCAAUCACCUCUCCUACCCCCCCACGUUUACCUCAGAUUCAGCACGUCCAGAUUGGGGGUAACAACUGCUGCCACUUCAACUGUCUUACUAAUCCUGAACCAUCUGAGACACUACCUGUGGUCAUCAAAGACAAGAAAAUGAAGUAAGCCCCACCUUCCUCAUCCUCAGAAUUCUAGCUCCUUAGAAUGUCCACUCCAUCCAUCUGCUCCCAUCCCUCAGGCUUCUUUGCUGCCUUGGAUCCUUUCACCUGGCAUCUAAGUUCCCUAGUGGUCCCUCUCCUCCCGCCUUGGGACGUCUGCAAGCUCUAACAAGUCUGGCAUGCACUUUCAGGGGCUCUCCCUAAUUCCACAACCCCAUCUCUCAGCCUUCAAGACCAGCUUAAACCUAUCACCUCCAAAAAAAGCCUCUCUAAACUCCAAGACUGCAUUAAAGACCUAACCAACAACUCCCCGUCACAGCAAAUGACAGUGUACUGCAAAUGCUUGUCCCUGCUCUGCCAUCCACUGGCUGUCAGAACCUAUUUACUCAUCUGCUGAAAUGGAGAUAUGAUUUACCUAACUCUGGGAUGCUGAGGAUGACAGUGAGCUAAUAAUAAUAAAGCACAUAGAGCCUUUCA